Coregonus clupeaformis (lake whitefish) is the source of this 4829-nucleotide messenger RNA. RefSeq names its product wolframin. The record is from RefSeq and is a predicted model, not a curated record. Bases 164 to 3082 code for a protein of 972 amino acids. Gene Ontology annotation, cellular component: endoplasmic reticulum; endoplasmic reticulum membrane. Gene Ontology annotation, molecular function: protein binding. Gene Ontology annotation, biological process: calcium ion homeostasis; endoplasmic reticulum unfolded protein response. Lineage: Eukaryota; Metazoa; Chordata; Actinopteri; Salmoniformes; Salmonidae. The transcript has 10 exons.
UCCUCGCUAUAAGUGGAGUUUGAUCACAGAUGCGCUUGUGGCACCGAACUGCCAAAAGUGGAAGGGAUGAAUGAGAGGAGACUCUGAACAACUUCAUCGGAACAUUUCUAAUAGCUUCUUAUCGACUAGAUGAAACACAGAUUGAGUCUUUGACUGCAAAGGCAUGGAACCAUCACCCCCCAGCACCCCAAACACCCCGAAACCUGCCCCUUCCUCCCCGCCACCCUCCUCUCUUUCCCCACCUACCCCUAAAUCUACCCCGGGCACUAGACCCACUGUGACCCUGCCUAAAUUGCCCCCGACCUCUCCGGUCUCACCUUCCAGCCCUUUUUGUCCUGGCCCCCCUCUCUCUCCCCCCGCUUCCUCCCUCUCCACCCCUCCUGCCUCCCCCCUGCGGCAGCCCAUCAGACCUGUCUCCCAGGCGGGACGAUCCCAGCUCAAUGCAGCCAGCAGGGCUACGGAUGAGAGGAGGGGGGCUGGUGCUGCUGGAGAUACCCCGGGCAGGCCCCCUACUACCCCUCUACAACAGGCUUCAAUAGCUGAGCCAGAGGAGCCAGAGGAGGAGCUGAGUGUGGAGGAGCUGGAGGAGAGAGCCAAGUCUGGAGAUGCCAAAGCCCAGUCUAUGGUGGGCCGGUACUACUUGGCCCUGGCCGAGGAGAGAGAUGAGGAGCUGAACAACUGUACAGCAGUGAGCUGGCUGGUGCAGGCCACCAAACAGGGCCGCAAGGACGCCGUCAAGAUGCUACAGCGCUGCCUAGCAACCAGGAAAGGCAUCACGUCGGAGAACUUUGAGGAGGUAAAGAAGCUGUGUACGGAGACAAGGUUUGAGAGAGGAGUGAGGAGGGCUGCCCUGGUCAUGUACUGGAAGCUCAACCCAGAUAAGAAGAGAAGAAUGGCUGUGUCUGAGCUGCUGGAGAACGUGGAACAUGUCAACACAGAACCAGGUGACGCUGCCUCCCAGGGCCCCAUAUCUAGUUCCAUGCAGAAACAGAGGAGAGUUCUGGAGAGUCUCGUCACCAGCAAAGUCAGUUGCUAUGACAUGGGUCUGGAUGACUUUGUGGAGAUCACUAAGACGUACGCUCAGGGCAUCCCGCCUAGUCCCACUAUGGCUGGGGCCGGAGGUGACGAUGACGAUGAUGACGAAGUUGUGAAGAACCCAGACGACUUGCCCCUUCAUCAGAAGGUGUUGAAGUUCCCCCUACACGCCCUGUUGGAGAUCAAGGAGCACCUGAUAGACUGGGCGUCCCGGGCGGGCAUGCAGUGGCUCAGCGCCCUCAUCCCCACUCACCACGUCAAUGCCCUCAUCUUCUUCUUCAUCAUCAGCAACCUCACCAUCGACUUCUUCAUCUUCCUCAUCCCCCUGCUCGUCUUCUACCUCUCCUUGUUCUCCAUGGUCAUCUGCACGCUGCGUGUCUUCCAGAACUCCAAGGCGUGGGAGAACUUCCGGGCUCUGACAGACCUGCUGUCUCGCUUCGAACCGGGCCUGGACCUGGAGCAAGCUGAGACUAACUUUGGCUGGACCCACCUGGAGCCCUACCUCUACUUCCUGCUGUCGGUGGUCUUCGUGGUCUUCUCCUUCCCCGUGGCUGACAAGGCCUGGAUCCCCUGCUCCGAGCUGGCCACCGUGGCCCUGUUCUUCACCAUCACCUCCUUCCUCAGCCUCCAUGCCUCCGCUGAGCUCUUCGCCCGCCGCGCCCUGCUCACAGAGGUGUUAUCGGGGGUCUGUGCCCUUACACAACUAUUACCGGAUAGUCUCUGGUUCCUGCGGGUGUUAGGCACAACGUUUGUGACGGUGCCGCUAGGGGAGAUGGUGGCUCUGAACGUGGGCGUGCCAUGUCUUCUCUAUGGGCACCUGUUCUACCUGCUGUUCCGCAUGGCCCAGCUGAGGGGCUUCAGGGGCACCUACCUCUGCCUGGUACCCUACAUGGUCUGCUUCGUCUGGUGUGAGCUGUGCCUGGCCCUGCUCCACUCCUCCUCGACCAUAGGUCUGAUUCGGACCUGUGCGGGCUACCUCCUCUUCCUGUUCGCCCUGCCUGUCCUCACCUUGGGCUUGGCGGCCAUGUUGCUCAUCCAGGUCCUCCAGUGGUUCAUGGCUCUGGAGAUCACCAAGAUGCUGGUGACUCUGACCGUGUGUGCGGUCCCGGUGGUGUUGCGGUUGUGGACGCGGUUCAGCCUGAACCCGCUGGUGGUGGCGCGGUCCCUGUCGCGGAGCAGCAUGGUCAAGCUCAUCCUGGUGUGGUUGAGUGCUGUGGUGCUGUUCUGCUGGAUGUACGUCUACCGCUCCGAGGGCAUGAAGGUGUAUAACUCCACCCUCACGUGGCCGGAGUACAGUAACCUGUGUGGGCCGAAGGCCUGGAAGGAAUACAACAUGGCCCAAACCCAGAUCCUGUGUUCUCACCUGGAGGGCCACCGGGUCACCUGGACAGGACGCUUCAAAUACGUUCGCAUCACCGACAUCGAGAACGGAGCCCAGUCUGUCAUCGGCCUACUUCCUGUGUUCGUAGGGAACUGGAUGAGAUGUCUCUACGGUGAGGCCUAUCCACUCUGUGAAAACACCACUGACCCCUCCACCCCCACUGCCCCUCCACAGCCCCUACCCAUACCCCAGCCCCCUCCAGAAGACCCCUUAUGCAAACUGAAAAGGCUGGCGAAGCACGAGUGCCACGUGAAGCGCUUCGACCGCUACAAGUUUGAGGUGACCUUGGGCAUGCCCCUGGAGAGGAAGAGUAAGAAUGGGACCAUCAUAGAGGACGAAGACGCCACCAAGGACAUCGUCCUGAGGGCCAGUAAUGAGUUUGGCCCCGUGCUGCUGCACCUGAGCGCUGGGAGCCUGGUAGAGUUCAGUACGGUUCUAGAAGGACGCCUGGGCUCCAAGUGGCCUGUGUUUGAACUGAAGGCCAUUCACUGUCUGACGUGUGCAGAUGCCCGCGUGCCCAGCGGCAGGCAGUAUAAGAUAGAACACGACUGGAGGCGCUCGGCCCAGGGGGCACUGCAGUUUGCGUUCGACUUCUUCUUUAACCCCUUCCUCACCGCACGGCUGGAGCAGGACGCUGAGACACAGACCAUGCAGGGCGGAGGGUAGUGGUGGAUGAGUGUAUCUGAAGAGCAAUGGAGUAAUUAGGAGUGACUGAGUGUACACUGGGGAGUGAAUAAGUACUCUGGGAGAACUGAAUGUACACACAAUCAAAUAAAGACUUCACUAAGGUUUGUCAGUCAGACAUGCAUUAUGUCUACCUACAGUAAGGGCUCGAUUUAGUCCGCAUCGAGGAAGUUCAGCUUUACAGCGUGAUUGAAAUGUAAAGGUAAUCUGUCUGCAUUCACGGUAAACGCUGCGUAUGUCGACUCAAUCGGAAAUGACCUUUUAAAAUGCUAUCAUGGAAUGAAUAGAGCCCAAAUCUAUGGUUCUGCAUGAUGUUUUCCACUAUAAUGUAGUUCCACUACUGCGGUUCAACUGUUUGUAGUGAUGUGUGUGGCUGUGUGCUCUAUACACCGUACAGUAGUAAAACCAGCUUAGACACAUAGCAGUAUUGUGUGUAUUGCUAAACUAGGAGGAAGUGUGUGUGUUUGUAGUGUGUGAGGGUUUUCAUAGCUGCUGAGACAACGUGUGAGAGGAUAAUAUCAUGGAGAAUCUUAACUAAACCCCUUAAUUACAAAGGAGGGAGACAGUUUCCACAAACUUUACACUUUCAUACAUGCAACCACACACACAAAUACACACACCGCCUCAACCUCCUAAUUCAUAGACAAGUGUUUUUAGUCCGUCAGCAUUUCAGAAGAAGUGUGUGGGACAAUGCCGAUCAAUAAGCUUAUUAACAUUUUGCAUGCUAUUCAACCAUAUAGGCCUACCAUUUGCACCCUCACAUAUUGUAGAUAAGGGGUCUCCAUUUACAUUCAGCCAUGGGACGAUUAUUUCUUUAGUGGAUAGUCGGGGGGUCGGAGCAUAGUUAUAAAUAAUUUAUAGUCUGCAAAUUGACUGCAAGAAGCUCAAACAGAUAUAGUAUUUGACAAAAACUGAAUCAUUUCAAACCUUGAUUACAUUGGGAUACAUUAACAUAUGCCUCUAUAUUUAUGCAUGGAAAUACUUGGGAACAGAUUUCCUAAAUUUAAAUCACUUUGAAAUGAUUUCCUGGUGAUUUGAGUCUUAUGUCCAACAACUAAAUUAUAUUUUUUUAAAUCCAAAUUAAUCACGGACCACGUAUUGGGGAACCCUGUUGUAGAUGUUAUCUGUUGGUUGACUUAUCAGGUUUGUUUGCAUAUUAAGUAAUAGGACUUUUUAACUACAGCGUGGUUUAAAAUACUCAAUGGUGUUUGUUUUUUUACACGACUUGCGAUUUCAAAAUGUAAUUUUUGUUGUUUUUACAGUUUAAGGUCUUAAUUCAGUUUAAUUCUUUAGCUACUUGUAUUUUACAGUUAUUGAAUUGUUGUUCGUUUUCUUUUAACAAUUUUCAUCAUAGGAUCAUGACAGAGAAACAAAUGGACUUAAACUGUUCCAGUUGUCUCCUUAAAUAUUAUGCUUUAAUCAUUAUGUUGUCAUUUUCAUACCCUUGUUGUGACGCCAUACACCAUUAGUUCACUUGUAUCAAACCCCACCUGGAUCAAAGUGUACUUGUGUCCAAAUUGAUCUUUGCCCCUCUUUUACUUGUCUGCCUUGUUGUCCCUCCCUCCCCUCUCCCUCCCUCCUUCUCCCCCUCCCUGCUGUGCAGGGGUUUGGAUCUGUUCUGAUCCCACAGUUCCAGUCUGCAGGCCUCUAAUGAUGUCACUGUUGUAGGUUGUGAUGUCACUACUGUAACCCUCUACACUACUGUGACCAAUAAACUAAUCAUGGAAAU